AUGCCUUAUGUCACAGUGCAGGUUAUUGUUCCUGCAGGUACACGAAAGAGGCGGUCAGGGCGGAUGCCAAGGUUCAUGCAACGGUACGAGACGGGCUUUGAAUUUGCUCAAAGUGCGGGAAUGACCGCUCCUCUAUCCUUCCAGUUACAGCAGAGUGUGGUCAGUAUGCUAGACCAAAAAACAUUGAUUGCCCGCUUGCCAGUAUGCCACAGACUUACUCCAUGCGUCUCAGCAGGGAACAGCGUGAAUGGCGAUGCGGCAGAAGAAAGAGGCAAGGUAGUAAAUGCGAUCGUCACGGUAUCACACUGCAUCGAAAACCUGGAAAAGCACCGGGAGAAACUGCACAGAAUAAGCCGGCGGGCACCUCAUCUGCGCUAUGGCGGUAGCACCAUAGCCCGCGAAGCCGGCGACCUGAUAAUCGUUAAGAUGGCACUGCUCAACGCUUUCGCAUCCACGGAAAUUAGAUAG
This is a messenger RNA of Plenodomus lingam JN3, 468 nucleotides long. The record is from RefSeq and is a predicted model, not a curated record. Lineage: Eukaryota; Fungi; Ascomycota; Dothideomycetes; Pleosporales; Leptosphaeriaceae.